AUGAUCCUCUACCUCGUUGGUGUAAUCCAAGCCGCACCUAUUACCAAUGCAACUACUACCAGCGAGUAUUUUGAAGCACCGUCAUUCACGAAUAGAACCCUGUGGAACAUCAUCUCCGGCUCCGUUCUCACUCUUUUCGCAUGUAUAUAUAGUGCCAUCCAUCCGAAUAUUCCGAGUCCUAAGGACAGCCCAUUUUGUAUCCUACGGCGGCGACUUGGCAUCAUGAUAGUGGCACUAAUUGCUCCUGAACUGGUCGUCAUAUGGGCUAUGCGCCAGUGGAUUAGCGCUCGUCACGUCACCAAAGACUUCAAAGAAUCAGGGUAUUUCAAUGUUCCUCGGUCGCAGGAGCAGUCAGAAAAUUACGCGUGGACUCAGACGCACAGUUUCUUUGUGCUGAUGGGCGGUUUCAUGCUUUAUGUGGACGGGAAACCCUACCGUACACUACUGCCUGACAAGGUUCUCGAGCUGAUACGUAAAGGGUGUAUUGAUGCCCCUACCCUAACGGCAAAGCGGAUCCACGACAAGAGCAAAGGCAAUGUGAUAUCGAAAGGAUUGAUCAUGCUUCAGGUGGCCUGGUUCAUUCUGCAGCUCAUCUCCCGCGCCAUCUAUCACCUCGAAACCACCCAGCUGGAAACGGGGACACUCGCCUUUGCGGUUCUCAAUUUCCUCACCUAUGCGCUGUGGUGGAAUAAGCCUAUUGAUGUUCAGUGUCCAUAUCCGGUGUAUUGGAAGUCGACCGAGUCAAAGCCGGAGGAUCACAUUCAUGAGUAUGUUUGCGCCUAG
This is a messenger RNA of Suillus clintonianus, 783 nucleotides long. RefSeq lists its product as uncharacterized. The record is from RefSeq and is a predicted model, not a curated record. The transcript is spliced from 2 exons. NCBI's taxonomy places the organism in Eukaryota, Fungi, Basidiomycota, Agaricomycetes, Boletales, Suillaceae. Bases 1 to 783 code for a protein of 260 amino acids.